CAAAAGAAAUAUUUUGACAAUGGGUAAAGGAAGAGGAAGUCUCAGUAACCUUCUUUGGCUAAGUGAGGUUAAAAACUUUUCUAUUGUUACCACUCUGAAUUGGUUACCUUUGUCUUAAAAUAGACCUGUGACCCUAUAUACCGAUCAGUUUAACACGUACGUGAUCAUCUUUUUGGCGCCAAACAAAGGGAGAUAACACGCUUUGAAAGUGACCCGUAUAAGAAUCCGGAAAAAUAAAAAAAAAACCUCUUGAUUCGAUAAUCAGUGAGUGGUACUUUACGCUAGCGCCUUAUAGAAUGAGGAAAUCUGCGACUGAGACUCGUCUCCGAAGCCCAAUGGUUUGAACAAAAUUUUUAUUCCUCCCUUCCAUGAGAAGUUGUCCCCUGUGUGGCGAGCGUGUCCUGUAUCAGCUGAACCAGGUGGACAAGGCGGCAAAGCAUAAUGGGUAACAUCAACAACAUGCACAAAGCAGAGACUUCACUUUUUGCUGAAAAUUCGCUUUUUCCUCAGUUGAUCCCCGGCGUUCACGCUGACUAGGCAUCAGGAUGUGCUGAAACUCAUGCAGGGUUCAUAAGGUUUUUUGUGGCGCUACAGUACGUUGAUUUGGUCGCAAUGGUUAAAUUAAACGGGGUAAAAGAUCAAAGGACUACCGAUUCGGCGCCAAGCUUAAGUUCGAGUAGCAAUGGAUUGAUAUGUUUUAUUUGUGGAGCGUCUAAUGCAAACUGGCCUCUCUACUGCAGAUCUCGAAAUUCCGAGAAAAUGCCGUUUUUCCCGUUCUUGGAGUAUCAUGUGCCGUCCGAUGGUGCUAGACCGGUCGAUAAAACAAGCGGACAGGUCGAUUCCUGUACGGUGUGUUUUUCCUUUCUCACUCAACAAUGGCAUGCUUUCGAAGAGAGCGCCACUCCAGUUAUAAAGCGAAUUUACUGGCUUAAAAGGUCGGGUCCUGAUUCAAGCGGAGAAAGACCUCAAAGCCCUGUUGAGAACAACCUAGUGAGGGGCGAAGAAACAAUAGCUGGCAAUAACAACAUCACAGUGGCAGGAGAGAAUUUAUAUGAUAACGAAAGUUCAGAGUUGUACCCGGCUGUUCAUGGAGAACUUGCGGAAGGUAAUUUUCAUUCAACCACUUCAGACGUGGAAAACGUCAAUCCGAUUUCCGAAGACUCAGCUGGGCCUUUGGUGGAGAAUUCACCGCUAACUGCCAUUUCUCAUCGUUCUGUAGGCCUUGAAACAUGUUACAUCUGUAGCAGGAGAAAGCCGAAAGAAUUCAUGAGAAGUGUACACACAAGACCGCAGCUUAAAACCGAGACACCGUUUUAUCCCUGUCUUGCACGACACGUUCCUCCCACGAUCGCAAAGCAAAUGGACUACCUGGGUAAAGUUCUUGUCUGUGAGGCUUGUCAAAAGUUCUUAUUUCGUCAAUGGCAAGUCUUUCAGAAGAAUUCCACUCCAUUGAGUGAGAGACAGUACCAAUUAAGAUCUGACCCCUCCCUUCCUAGGGAGCAGCAGUCUCAGUUGUCAACUAUGGUUUGUUUUGUCUGUGGAGUCACACAGCCUGCAACAUCGGGAAGAUUUCUGUAUUCACGAAAACAUGCACUGGGACACCCUUAUUAUCCAUUUCUGAACAAUCUACCCACUCCAGAGGGAGCCAUGCCAUUAACGAAACAAGGGUUGACUAGAGCCUGCAGUGGUUGUCGUAAGUCACUCCAUAGGCAGUGGAAACACUUUGAGGCUGCUGGGAUUUGUGAAGACAAGAGGGAAUAUAGAAUUCGUAAUGAGGUUAUGGUUCAGUCAGCUGGAAGUACAACAGAGGUGUCUGAGACAAUGGCUAAGAUUGCUUGCUACACUUGUGGCCAGUAUUGUUCUGAAUCUGACUUACGACCUGUUCACACGAAAGCAAACACCAAUCCUCUCAAAGACAACUUCUAAUUUCCAUUCAUAGCAUCAC
Messenger RNA from Stylophora pistillata, 1945 nucleotides. RefSeq lists its product as uncharacterized. NCBI's taxonomy places the organism in Eukaryota, Metazoa, Cnidaria, Anthozoa, Scleractinia, Pocilloporidae. The record is from RefSeq and is a predicted model, not a curated record.